AUGACUGCUGCCGUAGACAGCUCCAAUACGGAGCUCAGCCAACAAUAUGACACUCCUCUCGGCCUGGCUCACUCAACCAUGCAGGCCCUGAAGGAUAGGAUCAAGCUCCAUUACGAUCUCGCCAGUGACUAUUACCUGAGCCUCUGGGGUGAACAUAUACACCACGGCUACUGGGAAGAGGGCUCCGAGACCAAGGAACAAGCCCAAGUCAAUCUCAUUCAGCUGCUGCUGAAGCUCUCCAACGUGGGGGAGAACAGCAAAGUCCUCGACGUCGGCUGCGGUAUCGGCGGUACCUCCCGCUACCUCGCCUCGACCCUGGGCUGCUCGGUCACCGGUAUCACCAUCUCGACCAAACAGGUUGAGAUCGCCAAACGACUGACCAAGGCUGAGGCAUCGAAGGAGUCGGAGAAGCCCGAGGUUGAAGCGGACAGCGAUGGCUUCUUCCGUCUCGGCCGGGGCAAGGUCCGCUUCAUCGAGCUCGACGCGGAGAAGAUGGGCGAGUUUUUCGCCGCCGAGGGGGGUUCCUUUGACGCGGUUUGGAUCAGCGAGGCCCUGAGCCACUUCCCCAACAAGGCUCUGUUCUUUGAGAACUCGUUCAAGGUGCUCAAGACGGGUGGGAAGUUGGCGCUGGCGGACUGGUUCAAGGCUGAGGGCAUCAGCGAAACGGAAUUUGCAAACGAUAUCAAGCCUAUUGAAGAUGGCAUGCUCCUACCGCCGAUGUGCACUCAACAAGGAUAUGUCAACCUAGCCAAAGGCGCCGGCCUUUCCUCUCUUGCGGGGCCAAAGGAUAUCAGCAAGGAUGUGAGCAGGACAUGGGAUAUCACCUGGUCUCUCAUCCAGAACCCAUCUCUCUGGGCCUUCGCCUUCAGCCAGGGACGGGACGGCAUCGCCUUUUUGCAAUCUUUCCGUGCGAUGAGGCGGGGAUACGCAAACGGGACAUUCCGGUAUGCCGUGAUGUCAUUUGAGAAACCAGUGAAGAACGCAAGCUGA
Messenger RNA from Colletotrichum spaethianum, 990 nucleotides. Its product is annotated as Tol-Pal system protein TolB. The record is from RefSeq and is a predicted model, not a curated record. NCBI's taxonomy places the organism in Eukaryota, Fungi, Ascomycota, Sordariomycetes, Glomerellales, Glomerellaceae. Gene Ontology annotation, molecular function: methyltransferase activity. The transcript has 4 exons. The coding region runs from base 1 to 990 and encodes 329 amino acids. Gene Ontology annotation, biological process: methylation.